AAGAGUACCAAUGGGCCCAAUAGUAUUCAGGUUAAUGCUUAGAAGGCAUGGAUUCCCUGGGCGAUGCUAUAAACAAAAUUGGGCCAGGAGCCGAGAACGUGAACGAGUUUUUUUUCCUACAGGUUCAAGUGAGUCUCACUGCUAAACCCUCAUCAGUUAUUAUCAUCAUAGAAAAAAAAGGAAGCUGAAGCAGAAUGGCUGGCGCUUUGUUGGAACUUGAAGCUGAUCUCAGGUCCAGAAAGCAAUUGACCCCACAAGAGGACGAUAUUGUUCAAAGCUACAAGUUUCAAGCAGUGGAUCAGUUUAUGGCUGGUAUAAUUGCUGGAGGUGGUCUUGUCUGGGCAGCAACAUGGAAGCUGCAUUGGUUACUUCGGAUAAACCUUUCAGGCGGAGCUGCCUCAAUUCUUGGACUUUUGAGAUUUGAUAGAUCACUAUAUUCGAGCGUUGACCAUAUUCUUGCGUUAGAUGGAACUCGGAUGCAGAGAGAAUUAGCAAAUAUAAUAGUGAAGAAAUAUUGGCAUGAUCCUUUGAAGAUGCAACUUAUCUCUAAACAUUUUUAUGUGGAGGAAGUAUUUGAUGAUUCAUCAUCAUCAGGGCCAAGGUUAAGAUGGCGUUAUCGAAAUUUCUUUAAUGAUAAUAUCAAUCAGGAUCAAGGAACUCAUGAUAAUUCUCAGGACGUGUCCCAUAAUGACAUCCCCAGUGAUAUCCACAAUAACUCUUACAGAAAAAGGACUGAUUUAAGGUCUGAGCAAAUUCCUGUUAAGUGCACUGAGUUUCUUCCAAACUGUCACAACAUUUUUGCAUUGUUAUAAUGAAGUUGUUUAAGAAGGUGCAUUUAGAUGUAGAACAUAGACUUCUAGACAUAUUUUCUUAGCCACUAGCCCAAGACGACGAAAAAAUGGGCUCGUUUCUUUUGUUUUGCUUCCUAGUUAUAGUAUUCAAAGCCAAUAUUUUGUGAUUAUUCUGUAUAUGCUUAAUCAGUAUUUGACAGGUUUUCCAACUGCCUUGU
Messenger RNA from Durio zibethinus, 1009 nucleotides. The record is from RefSeq and is a predicted model, not a curated record. NCBI's taxonomy places the organism in Eukaryota, Viridiplantae, Streptophyta, Magnoliopsida, Malvales, Malvaceae.